AUGAUUUUCGACAACCCCUACUUGUCGAACACCUGGCUUGUAGUGGCAUUGUCGGCUCUGCUGCUUGUUCUGAGCCGCUUUGCGUUACCGAGUGUCGACGAAAAUGAACCUCCGAUAAUCAAACCACGGGUGCCCUUCAUAGGACAUCUUAUUUCAAUGCUACACGACGGAAGCAACCUCUACGUGAAUGUCUUCAAAGAGCGCAGAGAGCCUAUCGCAACUCUCCCAAUUCUAAACGGCAAACUCUACGUCAUCAAUGCCCCAGACCUGAUCCAAUCGGCCUUGCGAAACAACGACAUAUCAUUCACCCCGUUCAUCCUUGAAUCCUCGAAAGCGAUGUGGGGUCUUAGCGAUAACGCGAUGGCUUCUAUCUCGGUUGAGGCAAAUCUCAAGGGAGGAAUGCAGAUCAUUCAUUCUACGCUGGGCGGGGAAAGUUUGCACAAGCUGAAUGUUAACUCGUUGUCGAGGUUCAUGACUUAUCUAAAUCGGAUCAAACCAGGAGAAUUGCACAGCGUGGAUGAUACGUAUAUCUGGCUUCGUGAUAUGCUCACUGAUGCAUCUGCCACGGCUGUGUUCGGGUGGAAGAAUCCUAUCACGGUAGAUAAGAUGCACUUGGUUUGGGAAUACGAUAAGCAAGCGAUGUUGGUAGCAGCUGGCCUACCAAGUUUCAUGACCAAGGCUGCUAUCAACGCAAGACUCAAAAUGAACGAUCUCCUACUCUCAUACUACAAAAGCGGAAGCGAGAACGAGAAAGGUGUUUCGGAAAUCAUCAAACAAAGAGUCCCAUAUCUUCGCGAAACAAACUUUACAGAUGAUGACCUAGCGCAUAUGGAACUGAUGAUUCUUUGGGUCGGAGUGACAAACACGGCGCCUGUGCUGUUCUGGCUGUUUGUGCACGUCCUCAGCAACCCUGAGUACAAACAUCGUGUUCGCGAAGAGAUCAAAGCGAUUACUAUUGUUACAGACACACCAGAAGGACGAAAAGCAACAUUUGAUACGAGGUUACUAGAGAAAUCCUGUCCGUUUUUGAACGCGUGUUAUCAAGAGACUCUGAGACAUUAUUCACAUUCCAUCGGCAACAGACGCGUCAUGCAAGAUACCGAGAUCCAAGAUACUCAAGGUCGAGCGUAUCUCCUCAAGCAAGGCGUCAACGUUCAAUGGCCACCACCAGUUACGCACUUUAACACCGAGAUCUGGGGUCAAGACGCCGAGAUUUUCAGACCCGAAAGAUUCAUGGACGUGACGGCGCAGGAUGAGAAGAAAAGAAGAGGUGCUUUACUGUCUUUCGGAGGUGGAAAGCAUCUUUGCCCUGGAAGGAAGUUUGCAUACACCGAGCUAUUGGGAUUGGUGGGUGUUGUCUCUUUGGGCUUUGAAGUUGAAGGGCUGAAGUUGCCAAUGUCCAAGUAUGCUGGGGUAGGUAUAGGUGGGAAGAUGCCGGAUUGGGGAAGCAUGGAUAAGGGAUUUGAGUUGAAGAGACGAGAGGGUUGGGAAGAUGUCACUUGGGUCUUUCACGAAAGUGAUUGA
This is a messenger RNA of Fusarium venenatum, 1524 nucleotides long. Its product is annotated as cytochrome P450. NCBI's taxonomy places the organism in Eukaryota, Fungi, Ascomycota, Sordariomycetes, Hypocreales, Nectriaceae. The record is from RefSeq and is a predicted model, not a curated record. Gene Ontology annotation, molecular function: monooxygenase activity; heme binding; oxidoreductase activity, acting on paired donors, with incorporation or reduction of molecular oxygen.